This is a messenger RNA of Rhodofomes roseus, 1134 nucleotides long. RefSeq lists its product as uncharacterized. Lineage: Eukaryota; Fungi; Basidiomycota; Agaricomycetes; Polyporales; Fomitopsidaceae. Bases 1 to 1134 code for a protein of 377 amino acids. The record is from RefSeq and is a predicted model, not a curated record. The transcript has 4 exons. Gene Ontology annotation, molecular function: peroxidase activity.
AUGCCCUCCACCGAGCCGCGCAUCGAAAGAGACAAGUCGCGCCAGGUCCCCAUGCCCAGCACGUUCUCCACGCUCGCGCCCCUCGACCCGUUCAAGCCGUGCAUGGAGUCGACCUCCGGCCGCGCUCGACGCCCGCACUGGACGAGUGGUCACGUCGAGGAGGACGGUGUCGACAAACGCACGGGGAUAACGAUCGAGUACCUUGCUGUUGUUAUGCGCCGUUACCAGAGGGGCAAGGCGUAUCUUGUCGCCUUCCACGGCCGUGACUAUGCACGGUCUGCGCUUGCUCGAUGGUCCCUUGCUGCCGGAGUGAAGGGCGAAGCGAUUGUUGGUGGGGCAGUAGAGAACAAGCAGUGGUCGAGAGCGCAACGACGAUGGGCGCGAGAGAAACUGGCAGCUGAUCCCUUCUCGUGGUACCUCACGCACGGCGGCUUCUACCUCCUCGACCAGCGCCGCAAGCGCAUCUGCCUCCAGGACCUCAGUCACCACAACUGCAUCGAGCACAACACCAGCCUCGUCCACCCCGACUUUGAGUUCCGCGAUGAGUACGCGCCCAUCGAGAUGCACCUCCACAUGUUAGAGAACCUCAUGCGCUACUCCAAGGGUGGUUUCAUCAUGACCUCGAACGAUGUCGCGCGCGUCCAAGUAGCUCGCAAGGCCGAGUACACCUUCCUCAUGGACAAGAUGCAUGUGGAGAUCGGCCGCGGCAAGAUGGCCGUUGUCCUCCAGCUCUUCAACAACCUAGAGAACUACGCGCCCUCGUCGCCGUCCCCCCACUCGCCCGCCACGCACAUCUGCCGGCUCAUCCCUUCGCCCUUGCCGUCGCCAUCCCCGCCACCGCCCGUAUCGCUUCCCGGCGUGCCCAACCACAUGCUCUGCGUCUUCAUGCUGAAGAGUUCCUCCCCGAUGGCUGGACGCCCUACCACCGCGUCGGGCUCCUGCACACCAUGCGCAUGGCCACGCGUCUUCGCAGAUCCAUAUGCGCGCUCCAGCAACAAGACCGCAGACCGCAAGGCCGGGCGCACCAGGGCGAAGACCAUCGACAAGACCGGCGGUGCCGGCGUUGUCAUUGAGAUGGGCAACAUCGGCGGGGAGCCCUUGGACGAGCCCGCUUUUUCGGAGGCUUGCCGAUGA